AUGGACGACAAGAUGGAGGUGCGGGAGUGGCCAUGGCCCGAAGACGUCGACGGCAUCGCAGGCGGGGAGGGAGAGGAGGUCGCGCCGCCGGUGCGCAAUGACUUUCCCGGCGCAGAGUACCAGGCCGAAGCUGUCGGCGUCCCCGUCAUCGUUCCCGAACUCCCACCAUCACCAGCACUCGGAGGAACAGAAGAGGUCGCGCACAUCCUCCAGUCUACCGAUCCAUACGCUCCGAACUACGUCCCACCAGCGGGAACGUCCGCUGGUCCUGUCGAGCACGUCACAAAGCAGGCGGCGGCCACAGCUUCAGGAGCGGCGUCCGGAUCGCCCAGCGCACAGAUGGACACCCCGACGGGGCCGGCGGUGCCCUCUGUUCGCACUACGACAACCAUUGCUCCGACCCCCACAGUGCUGCCGCCUAUGGCGUCCGACGGGUCUUCGCUCAGCCCUCCCAACAAACCCGUCGGCACUCGAACAGUCGAGUUCAUCACUGUCACAGCCACCCCGACUGUCCUUCCGUCCGCUAUCUCCGCCGCCUCCAGCUCGUCCAGCACGCCCGUCGGCGCGAUUGUGGGCGGCGUCCUCGGCGCCCUCGCCCUUCUCAUCCUCCUGGGAGCAGGAUUCUUGUUCUUCCGCCGGAGGAGACGACGCUAUGCCCCCCUCAAGCCUCUGCCAAGGGAAGCCCGACCCCUCGUGCAGCCUUUCGAACCCUUAAGUCCGGUCAGCGGUGCGGGAACAGGAGUGCGCAAGAGUAUGACGGACACAGUGCUGGUCCCAACUGAACGGAGCGCGGGCUUCGCGGGCGCGCCACGCGCGAGGGAUUCGAUGGACAUUAGCCAGCUGAACCAGGCGAAUCUCCUCGAGGUUGCGGAGAGGGAGCAGAGGGCGGAGAUGCAGGGUGCCGAGCUGGAGACGCCCGGCGCAGGGCCGAGCAGAACGACAGGGAGCGGGUCCUCGGAACGUCGCUACGACCCGCCCGCGUAUGCCAGUUGGCCACAAUAG
Molecule: messenger RNA, 1002 nt
Organism: Trichosporon asahii var. asahii CBS 2479
Lineage: Eukaryota; Fungi; Basidiomycota; Tremellomycetes; Trichosporonales; Trichosporonaceae
Exons: 1
Coding region: 1-1002 (333 amino acids)
Source: RefSeq, a predicted model, not a curated record